Messenger RNA from Aureococcus anophagefferens, 516 nucleotides. RefSeq names its product cyclophilin. Bases 1 to 516 code for a protein of 171 amino acids. Gene Ontology annotation, molecular function: peptidyl-prolyl cis-trans isomerase activity. The record is from RefSeq and is a predicted model, not a curated record. The transcript has a single exon. Gene Ontology annotation, biological process: protein peptidyl-prolyl isomerization; protein folding. Lineage: Eukaryota; Pelagophyceae; Pelagomonadales; Pelagomonadaceae.
AUGGCCAACCCCGUGGUGUACUUCGACAUGGCCAUCGGCGGCGCCGACGUCGGUCGCAUCGAGAUGACGCUGCGCGCCGACGUCGUGCCCAAGACGGCGGAGAACUUCCGCGCGCUCUGCACGGGCGAGAAGGGCACGGGCCCGUCGGGCAAGCCGCUCCACUUCAAGGGCUCGUCGUUCCACCGCGUCAUCACGGAGUUCAUGUGCCAGGGCGGCGACUUCACCAAGGGCAACGGCACGGGCGGCGAGUCGAUCUACGGCGCCAAGUUCGCGGACGAGAACUUCAAGCUCAAGCACACGGGCCCGGGCAUCCUCUCCAUGGCCAACGCCGGGCCGAACACGAACGGGUCCCAGUUCUUCCUCUGCACGGUCAAGACCGACUGGCUCGACGGCAAGCACGUCGUCUUCGGCUCCGUGACCAAGGGCAUGGAGAUCGUCAAGGCCAUCGAGGCCGUCGGCUCGUCGAGCGGCAAGACGUCGAAGCCCGUCAUGGUCGCCGACUCGGGCCAGCUCUAG